This is a messenger RNA of Centruroides sculpturatus (bark scorpion), 1005 nucleotides long. Its product is annotated as transformation/transcription domain-associated protein-like. Gene Ontology annotation, cellular component: NuA4 histone acetyltransferase complex; SAGA complex; nucleus. The transcript is spliced from 5 exons. The record is from RefSeq and is a predicted model, not a curated record. Gene Ontology annotation, molecular function: transcription coregulator activity; protein binding. Gene Ontology annotation, biological process: DNA repair; regulation of DNA-templated transcription. The coding region runs from base 155 to 784 and encodes 209 amino acids. Lineage: Eukaryota; Metazoa; Arthropoda; Arachnida; Scorpiones; Buthidae.
GAUGAUUAAAACUUUCUAGAGAUGUGCAAAGCGGGGUAUUGAACAUGAUGCUCCUAUUGCUCGCUAUUAUGAAAGAUUGGCUACAGUACAAGCAAGAGGUUCUCAGGCUAGUCAUCAAGUACUAAGAGACAUUCUGAAAGAUGUACAAAGUAUUAUGGUUCCUAGAGAUAUGAUGCGUGAAUGGGCAUCUCACACUUAUACAGGUGCUACUAAUUAUUGGACAUUCCGGAAACAGUUUACAUUGCAACUGUCUCUAGCAGGAUUUGCAGAAUUUGUGCUUCAUUUGACUCGUCUGAAUCCAGACAUGAUGUACAUUCAUCAAGAUUCUGGUCUCAUGAAUAUCUCAUAUUUUAAAUUUGAUGUGGAUGAUGGAACUGGUGAACUGGAUGCCAAUCGACCUGUUCCUUUCCGUUUGACUCCAAAUAUAUCAGAAUUUAUCACACCCAUUGGUGUUGGUGGCCCUAUGACUGCAGCAAUGAUUGCCACAGCUCGAUGUUUGGUUCAGCCUAAUUUUAGAGUUCAGGCAUUACUGAGAGCAAUUUUGAUUGAUGAAAUUCUGGCUUGGUAUAAAAAGCGACAAGAUGAAUCACCCUGUACUGCUCAAGGUGACACAGAAGGGGAGUUGAUUACUAUGGUUACAAAAGCUGUGGUUGCCAUUAUGGGAAGGUUACACAAUUUAGCAACAUUUGAUGGGGCUGACAGUAAAGUGAGUACUCUAGUUGCAGCAGCAAAUAGCCAUGACAACUUGUGCAGAAUGGAUCCAGCAUGGCAUCCUUGGCUAUGAGUAGUUUUUUUGUAAUCUUGUAAAAUAUUCAUCUCAGAUAACAUCAACCUUUUUUUUAAUUUAAACAUUUAAAAAAAUAAUAAAAUCAUUUCCAUUCCCAUAUUUAAGAUUCAGAAGUCUUCAUAUUGUAAAUGUAUAAAUGAAACAAGCCAAGUAACAUUUGUAGAAUUUAAUAUAACAUGUACAAAAAUUUUGCAUAUUUGCAUACUUUUGUGAAUGUA